AUGUCAACACCAAGAAUAGCCUGCAUCGCCCUAAUCGGCCGAAAUUCCCGCCUCCCGCUCAAGUCGAACGGCGACAGCGACUUCGGCCUGCUAUACAGCAUAGACGAGGAACUGGCCGCGUACGGCUGGCUGACCAACACAGGUGUUAAGAUUGUGGUCGUCGUGGACGUUGGAUCCGGCGGUGGGUUGGGCGUUAAAGAUGGGGAAUUGAAAGGGGUUUUUCGGGCGUUGCAGACGGCGUAUAUUAAGCUUGUUUGUAAUCCCUUUUUUGAGUUGGGUGCUGGUGGGUUGGUUACUAGUCGGAGGUUUGUCGAGGAGGUUGCCAGGAUUGGUGAGGCGUGGGCGCCGGGUUCUGCGGUCGCGGGAGGGGGUGGUGGAGGUGUGGCUUGA
This is a messenger RNA of Tuber melanosporum (Perigord truffle), 390 nucleotides long. RefSeq lists its product as uncharacterized. Gene Ontology annotation, cellular component: TRAPP complex; nucleus; cytoplasm. The coding region runs from base 1 to 390 and encodes 129 amino acids. NCBI's taxonomy places the organism in Eukaryota, Fungi, Ascomycota, Pezizomycetes, Pezizales, Tuberaceae. The record is from RefSeq and is a predicted model, not a curated record. The transcript has 3 exons. Gene Ontology annotation, biological process: endoplasmic reticulum to Golgi vesicle-mediated transport.